Sinocyclocheilus grahami is the source of this 2139-nucleotide messenger RNA. Its product is annotated as cell division cycle protein 23 homolog. Lineage: Eukaryota; Metazoa; Chordata; Actinopteri; Cypriniformes; Cyprinidae. The coding region runs from base 36 to 1640 and encodes 534 amino acids. The transcript is spliced from 14 exons. Gene Ontology annotation, biological process: protein ubiquitination; anaphase-promoting complex-dependent catabolic process; cell division. The record is from RefSeq and is a predicted model, not a curated record. Gene Ontology annotation, cellular component: anaphase-promoting complex. Gene Ontology annotation, molecular function: protein binding.
GCUCGGGUGACGUCGGCAUGACGUAUUUAUGAAAAAUGGCGGCUAUGCGCAGCAGUGAGUUCGGCGACUUGGUUCAAAUUAAAAAGCAACUUAUUUCUAUUAUAGCGCAGUGUAAGGAAAGAGGACUCGUGCACAGUGUGAAAUGGGCUUCAGAACUGUCUGUUUCUUUGGAUGCGCUUCCUCUGAACGAGAUCCCUGCAGCGCCGGAGCUCACCGAGGAGGACGCCCGAGAUUUGGAUGCCCUGUGUCUGGCCAAAUCACACUUUGAGCUGAAGGAAUAUGAUCGAGCUGCGUAUUUUCUCCGCGGCUGCCGGAGUCAGAAAGCAUAUUUUCUCUACAUGUAUUCCCGCUACCUAUCAGGCGAAAAGAAGAAAGACGACGAGACCGUUGACAGCCUGGGUCCUCUGGAGAAGGGGCAGGUCCGAAACGAAGCCCUGCGAGAGCUCAGGGUGGAGCUGAGCAAGAAACACAGCGCCGGAGAGCUGGACGGGUUUGGGCUCUAUCUUUAUGGGGUGGUUCUGCGGAAGCUGGAUUUGCUGAAGGAGGCGGUGGAGAUCUUUGUGGCGGCGACACAUGCUCUGCCUCUGCACUGGGGAUCCUGGCUGGAGCUCUGCAAUCUCAUCACCAACAUCGAAAUGCUGAAGUCCCUGUCUCUGCCGGAGUGCUGGGUGAGGGAUUUCUUCAUGGCACACAUGUUCACCGAGCUGCAGAUGAUCAAAGAGGCGCUGCAGAAAUACCAGAGCCUCAUGGAAGCAGGCUUCGCCAAAAGCACAUACAUCAUCUCCCAGAUCGCCGUGGCUUACCAUAACAUACGAGGUGAGGGAUAUCUGCAGAAACGUGUGUUUUGUUGUCCGCUCACAGGUAACUACUACAGUCUGCGGUCUCAGCACGAGAAGGCCGCUCUGUAUUUCCAGCGGGCUCUGAAGCUGAAUCCACGCUGUCUGGGGGCCUGGACCCUCAUGGGUCACGAGUACAUGGAGAUGAAGAACACCUCCGCUGCCAUCCAGGCCUACAGGCAUGCAAUUGAAGUGAACAAACGAGACUACCGGGCCUGGUACGGACUCGGACAGACCUACGAGAUCCUCAAGAUGCCCUUCUACUCGCUCUACUACUACAGGAAAGCUCAUCAUCUGAGGCCUAAUGACUCGCGAAUGCUCGUCGCUCUCGGGGAAUGUUACGAGAAGCUGUCUCAGCAAGUGGAGGCCAAGAAGUGUUACUGGAGGGCGUAUUCGGUCGGAGAUGUGGAGAGAAUGGCUCUUCUGAAACUGGCCAAGCUUCACGAGCAGCUGAAUGAAUCUGAUGACGCUGCACAAUGCUACAUCAUCUACAUCCAGGACAUUUUCUCAUGUGGUGAGCAGCUGGAGCACGCCGAGGUCAGCACCGCUCUCAGGUAUCUGGGUCAGUACUACUUCAAGAACAAGCUGUACGACGAGGCGUCUCUCUGCGCUCAGCGCUGCUGCGAUUAUAACGACGCACGAGAGGAAGGCAAGGCUUUGUUGAGGCAGAUCUCUGCGGUGCGAGAGCAAGGAGAGCCUUCAUCCACAGACCUGUCUUUACCCAGCGUCUUCAACCCACUGAUCAACACCACCACACCCGUCAGGAGAGCGUCUCCACUCGACCUGUCCUCCGGCACACCCUGACACAACUGUUUGUACAGACAAAGGUGCCUGUUAUAUCAAAUAAACUGAUCAAACACUGACAGUAGAGUGUUUUAUUACAAAAUGCACCCAUAUUAUACAGUAACAAACAUCUCUAACCACAGCAACCUUCCCAAAGGCAUGCAAAAUGUGCAAAAGAGGAGCCAAAGCAAGAAUGUAGUGCCACUUACAAACACGCCAAACACCUGCAUGCGUAUUUGGUGACAAUAACACCGAAUUCUUACUCAUUCUCAAACGUUUUGAAACCGUUAAAGCAGCAACCAUGAAAGAGUUUAAUGAAUAAGUUCUGUUCAGCUUUACAUAUAACAUAUUUGGAAGACAAUCGGAAUGUAGGUUACUAUUUGGAAUCAAUGCUUCUAUCUUGCUUAGUUUUGAUUUGGUUUGCAAAUGUAAAACAGCAUGCAGGGAGAAUAAAACAGGUAAUAGCCUUUGCUCUUCAAAUGAGUUUCACAAUAGAAACACAAUUUAAAAACUCCCAUCA